AUGUCCUAUGUGUUCCAGUCUGUACUCUCCCUGAGCCCUUAUGGCAUCAGCCCUGGACAUACACAGGUCUACCUCAUCAGGAACCAACUCAACCACUGCUGCACCAAGCUGGCCAGACAACAGAACAACAUCCAAAGGUGGGAUACAGUAAAGCCUUGACCAUAAACAGCGAUGACAUUACUGUAUUUGCGAUGAAUGUGUUUGCGAUGACAUUACUGUGACCAAAUGCAAGGGCUUGUUCCCUGUUCAGUAGUGAAAAUGCAUAUUGUCCACUUCAACUAAAACAUGAUUUCAUUUAACAGAAUGAGGCAGCUUUUGAAUGAUCUCCUACACGAACAACAGUCUCAACCUCCCUUGCCUCCCCCAGUAAAUACCUUGAAGAUGAGUGGCAUCAACACCUUCUCAUAUCCUCCCUCAGGCAAGGUCUUUAUUUAACUCUCCAGGUUUCAAUGCAAGCUGGGGAUUUUGUAUGACUUAACAAGAACAAAGUGUUUAAAAAGUAUGAAUAGUUAAUUAUAAUUAAUCAUUGAUCAGUAACUGUUUGUAUCUUUUCAGGAUUUGACCCAUGUCCUGCACCUCACCCAUCCAUGGGGGAAUUACCAGAUCCCCAGUCAAGCACCAGAUGGCAGCAGUGGGCUGAGCCGAAGUCCUCUGUGCUGACAGCUCAUGAUACAGCCUUUCCACAGCCAUUUGAUAGCCACUCUAUGAAUGGGCCAGAACAAUGGUAAACCUACAGCAAUCACCGUUUUUGGAGCUGCCUCCUCCUCUGUUUGUUUCAUGGUAAAUUACAUCAUGAUUUGUUAUUGAAAAGCACACUCAAUUUGAGACAGUGGAAGCCUGUGCCUGCUCAGUUGAGAGAAUGUUUUCUGAUUGGGUUGGCACACUAAAUACAUGUUGUUAAUGGAGACAGUAUUCCAGAAUAGAACAACUUGGAUUCUCAAUUCUAGGGUUCCUGAGGAGGAGAAGGAGGAGGAGGACAGAAGCACACUGCCAAGAGCCGUCAGCUUGGCGGAUGUCCAUGUUGGAAGUCCAGACCAGCUAGGUGGUAAAGCGAAGAGCCAGAAAACCUCCAGGUUAUUUCCUCUCCAUAGAAAUGGCAGGAGCAGUCGGUUUGGAGAGAAAUCUUCUAGAAUUCUCACCAGCAGUCUAUCCAACCCCGUGGACACCACCGCCAGCCCAAUGACAACCCUCAAAUCCAACAAGGCCACCGCCCCCGUCAGCCUCAUGUCUAAACACAGCCUGUCCUCGUCUAAGAACAAGAGGAACCAGAGUAGAGGACACAGAAGAACCCCUGGUGAGUGAAGGGGAUUAUAGAGCAAUGAAUCUGAUGCAUUUGUGCAUACAACUAAAAAUCACUUUUGACUAGGGCCCAUGGUCAAAAGUAGUGUACUGCAUAGGGAAUAGGGUGCCAUUUGGGACACAGCCAUUGACCUAAAAGGAAUGUUUGUUGAUUUGUGUGUUGACAGAUGCGGGGGUCACUGAUGGUUCAUUGUUUGAGGUGUUGCGUGAGACCAUCCACUCUGAGGUUGCUACUGUGAUAUCUCAGGAUGAGACCAGGCCCUGUUUUCUCAAAGAGCUGUUUCAGCAGCUGUAGCUGCUCAACUCGGACUACCUACGGCAGAGAGCACUGUUCGCCCUGAAGCUGUAGCUGCUCAACACGGACUACCUACGGCAGAGAGCACUGUUCGCCCUGAAGCUGUAGCUGCUCAACACGGACUACCUACGGCAGAGAGCACUGUUCGCCCUGAAGCUGUAGCUGCUCAACACGGACUACCUACGGCAGAGAGCACUGUUCGCCCCGAAGCUGUAGCUGCUCAACACGGACUACCUACGGCAGAGAGCACUGUUCGCCCUGAAGCUGUAGCUGCUCAACACGGACUACCUACGGCAGAGAGCACUGUUCGCCCUGAAGCUGUAGCUGCUCAACACGGACUACCUACGGCAGAGAGCACCUGGUAGGUACACGGACUACCUACGCAGAGAGCACUGUUCGCCUGAAGCUGCUCAACACGGACUACCUACGGCAGAGAGCACUGUUCGCCCUGAAGCUGUGGCUGCUCAACACGGACUACCUACGGCAGAGAGCACUGUUCGCCCUGAAGCUGUAGCUGCUCAACACGGACUACCUACGGCAGAGAGCACUGUUCGCCCUGAAGCUGUAGCUGCUCAACACGGACUACCUACGGCAGAGAGCACUGUUCGCCCUGAAGCUGUAGCUGCUCAACAUGGACUACCUACGGCAGAGAGCACUGUUCGCCCUGAAGCUGUAGCUGCUCAACACGGACUACCUAAGGCAGAGAGCACUGUUCGCCCUGAAGCUGUAGCUGCUCAACACGGACUACCUACGGCAGAGAGCACUGUUCGCCCUGAAGCUGUAGCUGCUCAACACGGACUACCUACGGCAGAGAGCACUGUUCGCCCUGAAGCUGUAGCUGCUCAACACGGACUACCUAAGGCAGAGAGCACUGUUCGCCCUGAAGCUGUAGCUGCUCAACACGGACUACCUAAGGCAGAGAGCACUGUUCGCCCUGAAGCUGUAGCUGCUCAACACGGACUACCUACGGCAGAGAGCACUGUUCGCCCUGAAGCUGUAGCUGCUCAACACGGACUACCUACGGCAGAGAGCACUGUUCGCCCUGAAGCUGUAGCUGCUCAACACGGACUACCUACGGCAGAGAGCACUGUUCGCCCUGAAGGUACUGGAACAAUUGAACUGUGCCAUUUACCAUCUACAGGUGUUAUACAAUAGGCUAUUGUCACCACGGUAAUACAAGAGCCAUAUGAGAUUGUUGUUUUUAUAAUAAUCAAUUUUCCAUUACUUGCAGGACAUAGUGGCUCGGCAUCUUUCUGAGAGAGAUGUGUCUGAAGACCAGCCUAUGCCUCCCAGCCCUGUUCUCCAGGCUUCCGCCACCACAGAACUGACAUCCAGAAAGAUCAUGUUCUCAACGUAUGCUGUAUGUUUUUCUCUGACCUGCAAUCACCUGACUAAUGUAACACAUGACAUCCUUUGUUUGUUUUAUGACCAGACCGAAAUUACCACAACAAGAAUAAUAUUAAUGUCACUGUUUAUUGGAUUUGUAACAGGAUUACUCAGGAAAGAGACAGAAAAGAAAUGUCUCAGAAGGAGGUGAAUGCAUGCUGUCUAUCGCCUCCCACCUUAAGCCAUUUGCCAAUGAGGAUCUGGGUAAGAACAGUUCAUGGAUUUGAACAGUGCUGUCUCCUUAAUGAAUAGUCAAUGCUAUAUGUCUAAGUGUCUGUUUAACUUUGAUCUGUUGCUAUGAUUGACUGGACACCCUGCUGUUUUCUAGGUGCCUGUGAUGGUACUAACUCUUGCUUAACUGAGAUCCAGUGUGCACAAGUUGACACUCAACAACUUGACAGGCAGAUAAACAUUAUCAUGGCUGAGAUCCUUCCCAUUUUGAAGGUUAGUGUCACGACUUCCGCCGAAGCUGCCUCCCCUCCUUGUUCGGGCAGGUUUCGGCGUUCAUCGUCACCGGCUUACUAGCUACUGCCGAUCCCAUUCUCAUCACUCCACUUGUCAUGUCUUGUCUUGUCAAUCACACACACCUGGUGCUCAUUCGCCUAAUUAGUAUGUGUAUAAGUGUUCCCUCUGUUCCCCUUGUCUUUGUGAGUGAUUGUUUCAUUGUGAGAGCGAGUAGCUCGGUUGAGCUACUCUUCCAUUUGUUAUUGCCAAGGUGGAAUAUUUCCCUUGUAAUAGUUUCGUAUUGACGGUUGGUGCGUUUUAUUUAUGUAAACGGAAUAAACUCUGGACUUCGGUGUUUUACCUCCUGCGCUUGACUCCUUCAUUCACACCUCAUCACAGUUAGACACAAUGCUUGGUGUAGGCUACUUGCAAUUUCAAUGCCCUGAAUGUGUAUACUCAUUAUAUUUUUACAAUUUCUAAGCUGAAAAAGAUUUAUUUAGAACUGAAAUGAAGAACUUCUUAAUUUCUCACAGUGUGUGUUGUGUUGUCAGGAGCGUGUAGAGGAGGAGAUCUUCUUAUCUCCUGGCCUCCAUCAGACACAAGGUUCUGGCUCUGACAGAGCAAAGGGGCGGGAGCAAAGAAUUCAUCCGGUUCUUCCACAAACAGCUCAAUGAUGUUCUGCAGGUGAGAAAACAUCACGUCCUGUCUGCAUCCCAAAUGGCACCCUAUUCCCUAUAAAGUGCACUACUUUUGACCCAUACUGUAGGGCUCUGGUGAAAAGUAGUGCGCUAUGUAGGGAAUUGGGUGCCAUUUGGGACAUAACUGAUCCUAUUGGUCUUUUGACAUUAACUUAUAUCUGACUGGGUUUAAAACCAUCUCUCUCUUUAUUUCACCUUUGUCAGAGUUCCAUGGCUCAGUAUGCAGGGAGGCCGUUGAGAGAAAGUGGUGGUGAUCUACUGGGGGACCUCUCUGAGAUCAUCUUCAAUGAGCUGGCCUUCUUCCACCUGAUGCAGGACAUGAACAGCUCAGCAGUCAAGCAGAACAUUCAAUGCACCAACACCAUCACAGCUCCUGCAGUGAAAUGGACCUGCUACCCUGAUGUUGGUAUUAGUGUUAGACAAUGUGUUUAUUUUAUUUACCAUCAUAUAGCUGUUUGACAAAUGCAGCCAAAUUGUUAUUUCAUUUAUUCAUUGUUUUCCAGGAGACAAAAUCAUUGGCGGAACAACAGCCAUACCCGACAGCACUGGAAGAUGAAGAUAAAGUAUAUUUACUAUUUUAGUCCUGUCUUUUCCCCUUUUAAUUUACAUACACUAUAUAUACAAAAGUAUGUGGACAACCCUUCAAAUUAGUAAAAUCGAGCACACAGCCAUGCAAUCUCCAUAGACAAAUAUUGGCAGUAGAAUGGCCUUACUGAAGAACUCAAUGACUUUCAACGUGGCACCGUCAUAGGAUGCCACCUUUCCAACAAGUCAGUUUGUCAAAUUUCUGCCCUGCUAGAGCUGCCCCAGUCAACUGUAUAUGCUGUUAUUGUGAAGUGGAAACGUCUAGGAGCAACAUCAGCUUAGCCGCAAAGUGGUAGGCCACACAAGCUUACAGAAUGGGACCGCCAAGUGCUGAAGUGCGUAGCGCGUAGAAAUCGUCUGUCCUCGGUUGCAACACUCACUAUCAAGUUCCAACUGCCUCUGGAAGCAAUUUCAGCACAAGAACUGGUAUUUGAGAGCUUCAUAGAAUGGGUUUCCAUGGCCGAGCAGCCGCACACAAGCCUAAGAUCACCAUGUGCAAUGCAAGCGUCUGCUGGAGUGGUGUAAAGCUUGCCGCCAUUGGACUCUGGAGCAGUGGAAACGGGUUCUCUGGAGUGAUGAAUCACGCUUCAUCAUCUGGCAGUCCGACGGACAAAUCUGGGUUUGGCGGAUGCCAGGAGAACGCUACCUGCCCCAAUGCAUAGUGCCAACUGUAAAGUUUGGUGGAGGAGGAAUAAUAGUCUGGGGCUGUUUUUCAUGGUUCGGGCCAAGCCUCUUAGUUCCAGUGAAGGGAAAUCUUAACGCUACAGCGUACACUGACAUUCUAGACGAUUCUGUGCUUCCAACUUUGUGGCAACAGUUUUGGGAAGGACCUUUCCUGUUUCAGCAUGUCAAUGCCCCCUUGCACAAAGUGAGGUCCCUACAGAAAUGGUUUGUUGAGAUUGGUGUGGAAGAACUUGACUGGCCUGCACAGAGCCCUGACCUCAACUUCAUCGAACACCUUUGGGAUCAAUUGGAAUGCCAACUGCGAGCCAGGCCUAAUUGUACCCUAUUCCCUUUGUAGUGCACUACUUCUGACCAUAGCCCUGAUCAAAAGUAGUGCACUACAUAGUGAACAUGGUGCCGUUUGAGAUGUAGACCCUGCCAUCUACAAAAUUCCUAAACGACUGUAUCUUGAAUGUGUUUUGUUAGGACAAGGAUGAAGCAGAGCGGAGGGAGAAUGUGCUGAGGCAGGGGAAAGGAUGACUAGUUUGAAAGAUAACAGCUGCAAUGAUGCCUUAGAAGGAGAAGAAGUGGAAGAUCUGAAUGACAGUGAAGGACUGCUUCUAUCAAUAAGUAAGCUUCAAAAUUGUAUUUCACCUUGGUUAAUACAUAUAUGAUUCUGAUAUUGUGUGAAGUGUUUGAUUUGGUCUGUGUUGGUCCUGUAGACCUGUCUAAGGCAGACACCCAGGCUCUGACUAACUACAGAAGCAGAGAGGACGAGAAUGAGGAAGAGGAAGAAAAAGACUUCAAGGCUGAGCCUGAUGACGUCCAGACCUCUCUCCAAGCC
This is a messenger RNA of Coregonus sp. 'balchen', 6214 nucleotides long. Lineage: Eukaryota; Metazoa; Chordata; Actinopteri; Salmoniformes; Salmonidae. The record is from the annotation of a GenBank genome assembly.